This is a messenger RNA of Spodoptera littoralis (African cotton leafworm), 1161 nucleotides long. The record is from the annotation of a GenBank genome assembly. Lineage: Eukaryota; Metazoa; Arthropoda; Insecta; Lepidoptera; Noctuidae.
AUGGAUGUGGGCGAUCAACCUCAUCAUAACCUAAGAACAAGGCAUAGCUUCUAUAUAUCAAAAGGGUCCAAAGACUCAGCACAUAAAGAACCCUUAUGCAAAUCAGAAGUCAAUGUUCCGCAAGAAAUCAUCGUAAGACCGAACGGCUCUCGAGAGACACACGUCACCUUUAGUAGCCUUGGAGAAUACUAUAAGAAAUAUGAACACGAUGAGGUACCUGUGAAAGAUUCUAGUUAUGAAGAGGUUACAACAACAGUACGCAACAAAUCGUUAACAAAUUCAGAACUUGACAAAUUAGAGAUUAAAAUAUACAGGAACAUAUCACAAGAGCUUCAAACUGAUGAUAACUCCGUCGGUAGCUUGGAGUCUAAUAUUAAGUUUUUCAGAACGACCGUCCAAGAGAUUUUUGAUAAUUUCUACGCCAAUAUGCGCGAUUUCGAAAUUUAUAAAAAAAGAUUUAACGAAAUUCUCGCAAAGAAUAAAGAGGACGCAGUGGCUGAUAUGGAAGAGUUCAUUAAAGACAUGAUUCAACACAUAAUGUCUUCAGAAACGGUCACUUCAACCGAGACCAAGAAAAGUAAUGAUAUCCCGCCACCGCUGCCGCUGCCGCCGCCGCCAAUGACACUUAGAGACAAGGAGACAAAUGUUAGCAGCUUUGACGAUACAUCAAGUAACGAUAUGACUGUUUCAACAACCGAAAAUUUGCAAUCGGUAAUUGAAUCUUACAAAAAUGACAACUAUCUUACAGACUCUACCUUUGAUGACAAUACAUCAAAGGCGAAAGCUCUUCCAACUAAGGAAGAGAUCUUCAACAUUUAUCUUCUAAGCGGAAGUCCUUGCGUAGAAAUUAAAAUGAAUGAUCGAAAUCUGUUAUCUGAAAUCAAUAUAAAAGAACCGUUGAAAAUGCUAAACGAAGGUAAACACGUUGCGUCUGCAGAUAACAUGGAAAGACUCAAAGCUAAAAAGAUGGAGCUGGAGAAGUACGUGGAGCACACGGCACAGGACCCAAACGUGCCGGAUAGAGAAAUACCCGUCAAAGUUUCCUACGCGAAGAAGAAUAUACAUCUUAAUGAGGACUUUUCCCACGACCGUGACACUGAAAAAUCCUUUAUAACUAAACUCUGUAAUUUUCUGUGCAGAAAAUUCCGUAAAGCGACUUGA